GUAGAACGUCCCUGCCUCUCUCCCGUCUCCGGGGGCAGCUCCGUGGGCGCCCUUCUCUGCCUCCACCCCGCCGAAUCCAUCCGACCCCUCGUCACCCGAGGCUCAGGGCUUGGCUCAAGGGGCUCCGCAGGGCUUUUCUCACCCCUCUGAGCACCAGGAAAUCCUCCGUGUCCUCCAUCCCUGCCACGUCUGAGCGGUGGGAAUGUGCUGGGAGAAGCUGUUUGCUCCUGCUCUGGGUGUCCAGGAGUUUAUCCCUCGGAGUUAUAUGCUCAGCCAUGCUUCUGGCAUGAGCCAGAGGGAAAAAAAUGUGAAAUAUCCAUGAAAAUAUAAUCAAAUAUCCAUAUAAAAGCACGGAGAACAGCCUAGAGAAGCAGUGGCUUUCUCUGGAAUCAGCCAACUUCUACAAAUCAUUUUAAUAUCUGGUUUUUUUCCCCCCUACCUGAUUUCCCAGCCCAAUGUUCCCACAAGGGUUCUGGCUUCCAUGAGGUUUCCUGGUGCUCUGAUGGGACCGACAGAAAUAUCGCAAAUUAAUUGUGUUGUAAUUGCGCAAUUCUGGGGCUGAGCAAAUCCACCUGGAUUGGAAACCUUUGGAACGUGGUCCAGGUGCCUCCUCAGAGGAUGAGCUGGAUUUGGCACAUCCAACCUUCAAAUUCCAGCGGGUUUUUCCCCCUGGCGUUGCCCGCUUGCUGCUGGGCAGCGAACGCUUCAUCCGUGCUGGCAGUGGGAUGUUUUUCCAAGCUUUUUCAGCUCCAGAACUGCAACUUUUAUUUGCUGGAUAUAAAAAACAAGCGCCUCUAAUUCCUGAUCUGGCAGGAGUUGAGCUGCCAGAGGUACUCUCCAGCCCUGCCGGCACGUGGAGCUGCAGGACGGGGCUGGAUUGUACGAGGUGCUCGGGGGAUCCGGGCGCUCCGUGGCUUGGGAAUGACCCACGGAGCAGAGCUGGGGGCUGGCUGGGCCACAACCUGCCCACCAAAACCCAGCCGAGCUUGCCAAGCUCUCCCAAAGCCGCUGAGUGCCGGGCUCGCCCUUUGGAGGCGGCGCUGGAUGAACAAGAAUCACUAAUGAAUGUCCUCUUCUCUCCCUCCUCUUCUCUCUGUCCUGUCGCUGUGGAUUCCUUCCCCGCCCAUCCCCACGCUGAUCUCGUCCCUUCUCCCGUGUCUCCCGUGGCUCCCGGGGUGGGUUUGGCUCUGCCAGUGUGGGGUUACGGUUUCCUCUGCGUCUCCGUCAUCUCCCUGUGCUCGCUGGUGGGAGCCAGCGUGGUGCCCUUCAUGAAGAAGACCUUUUACAAGCGGCUGCUCCUCUACUUCAUAGCUCUGGCGAUUGGAACUCUCUACUCCAACGCCCUCUUCCAGCUCAUUCCCGAGGCGUUUGGAUUCAACCCUCAGGAAGAUUAUUACGUCUCCAAAUCCGCUGUGGUGUUCGGGGGCUUCUACCUCUUCUUCUUCACGGAGAAGAUCCUGAAGAUGCUCCUGAAGCAGAAGGACCAGCACCACCACGGGCACAGCCACUACGGCCCCGAGGCUCUGCCCUCCAAGAAGGACCAGGAGGAGGGGGUCACGGAGAAGCUGCAGAACGGGGACCUGGACCACAUGAUCCCACACAUCACCAGCGAGCUGGAGUGCAAGCCCCCCUCCGGGGAGGAGAAGGCCGUGGUGGGCUCCCUCUCUGUCCAGGACCUGCAGGCCUCGCAGAGCGCGUGCUACUGGCUGAAGGAGGUGAGGUACUCGGACAUCGGGACGCUGGCCUGGAUGAUCACGCUCAGCGACGGGCUGCACAACUUCAUCGACGGCCUGGCCAUCGGCGCCUCCUUCACCGUCUCCGUCUUCCAAGGGAUCAGCACCUCCGUGGCCAUCCUCUGCGAGGAAUUCCCUCAUGAGCUGGGGGACUUUGUGAUCCUGCUGAAUGCUGGGAUGACCAUUCGCCAGGCGCUCUUCUUCAACUUCAUCUCCGCCUGCUGCUGCUACGUGGGCCUGGCCUUCGGCAUCGUGGCCGGCAGCCACUUCUCUGCCAACUGGAUCUUCGCCCUGGCUGGAGGGAUGUUCCUGUACAUAGCCCUGGCUGACAUGUUCCCGGAGAUGAACGAGGUGAGCCGGGAGGAUGAGCAGAACGGCAGCGCGCUGAUCACCUUCGCCAUCCAGAACGCCGGGCUGCUCACGGGCUUCACCAUCAUGGUGCUGCUCACCAUGUACUCGGGGCAGAUCCAGAUAGGGUAGGACCAGCCCGAGCUGCAGCCCUGAUCCAAUUUUUCAAUUUUUUUUUUUUUGGGGGGGGAGGGAAGGGUUUUUUCUUUUUUUGGUUUUUUUUUUCUUUCCUUUUCCUGCUGCAAACAUACGACGGUACCUGUGCAGGCACUGACGUCACACUACAGGAGAGACACUGCUUUGAAAGCUAUUCCAUGGAUUUUUUUUUUUCCUGGUUUUAAGGCUGAGGGGAGUGGAAUUCCCCUUCCCAUAGGACUGACCUGACUUUAUCCAGUGUCACAUCCCUUCUCUCCUCGCCUCUCCCAGGAAGGAUGGAAUGGGGAGACAGGAGCUGCUGCAGCCGUGCUGCUCCUCUGGCUGUGCUUGGAGCAUUCCCCUGGGCCGUGAGGCUGUCCUGACCCCUCUGGGGGUGUGUGAUGGGGACAGACAGGGACAGACCCUUCCCCACAGCCAGAACUCUCCGAGGAUGAGGAGGUUCACGAUGCCACCAUCAUCAGACCGCUUUUGCUCCGUUCAGCCCGGACAAUGCCCUGGCGAGAGCAGGGUGAAGAGGGCAGCAGGGGUUUUAAAGCACAUUUUGGGUGUCAGUGCUCAGAGCAGAGGACACCAAACUGGGUUGGAGUGGCACUUGGGCUGCUGGAAAAGCCUGCCAGGAUGCCCUGACCCCUCUUCAGCCCGUGCUGCUGGAAUCAGGAGUGAGCCCCAGCUCCUCCUCCUCCUCCUCCGUGAGGGCUGCUCAGAAGGGGAUGAGAGCAGAGCCCUGCCCAGGGAUUUCUCCUCAGGCUGUGUCCAAGCUCACGGUGACACCCAGGAUCAGCCACCGGUUUUUCAACAGUGCUAAGGUUCAGGGUGGGGUGGGGGGUGUUUUUAAAAGCAAAACUCAGACUGUGAACCUCUUCAGGUUGCGUGUUCCCAGCCGUAGGGAGUAGCCAGAGGAGGGUGUUCCAGGCACUUCCCAGAUUCACUAGGUGAAUUACUUAUUAUCAUAUUGAUAAGAUUGCCCACCCCACCCGUGUUGCUUGAGGUUCCCUCGCACCCCUUUUGCCCUCAGACCCCUCGUCCUGUACCUGGUGUGAGCUUGUGGAUUCAGGGGAAUCCCUCGUGGUUUGGCGCUGGAUCGGGAUGGAGGAGAGGUGCGGGUGCUUUGGAAGUGUUUGUGAGGUGUCUUCCUUCGCUGCCCACCUGUGCAGGUGUGCGGGGUGUGACAGGGUGGUGGCACCGUGCUGGAGCUGAGGCUCCCACACCUUCCCUUUGCCCUCUGAGGAAAGCAAACCUGAGGCUGUGCCAGGUAUUAUCCCUGCCCAUCUCAGGACAGAGGGCCCUGGCACAGGCUCAGCACCCCUGGCAGCGUUGUACCCUGGCUGGAUCGCUGUAAUCCCUGAAUUCCCGUAGUUCCCAGCUGGGUGAUGUUCUUCCUAAGCUCCCAACAGCUGUCACCGAGCCCGUGGCCUCUGGCACCACCAGGAUCCUCAUGGAUCAUCACCUGCACUCUUGGUGGCUUUUGUAGUCUGGCCAUUUGUCCCCUCAGCAUCCCCCGGCUCUUGACUUUGUCCUGCAUCCCCAAAACCUAAAUAUCAACUUCUGGAGGAGCAGGGAGCCUUUUUGGGAUCACCCUUCACCCAAAGGUGCCACACGGUCCUCGGGUGAUUCCCUCGAGGAGAGACUCGGCUUUGUCCCGUGUGGCAUCCUUUGUGGAUUGUCACCAAAAGUCACUUUUCCCACUGGGACAGAGCAGGGGCUGCGCUGGCUGGGACAGUCGUUCAUCACCUCACAGGCAUUCCCUGUGCUGCAGUUCCAGGACCAAAGGGGCAUUGGGGACAGUUUUUCCUUGCUUGAGAGAGCCGCAGCCCCAGGUGACAGACUCAGUGUGGAAAAUCUGAGUCCUUGCACUGGCACAGGUCCUCUCCCUCUCCCUCUCCCUCUCCCUCUCCCUCUCCCUCUCCCUCUCCCUCUCCCUCUCCCUCUCCCUCUCCCUCUCCCUCUCCCUCUCCCUCUCCCUCUCCCUCUCCCUCUCCCUCUCCUCUCCUCUCCAAACACUUCCUUGGAAAGCCCCAUGUUUCUGGCAGGGCACAGGGGGUUGGAAAAGCCUCCAUGGGGGAGGACAGGGUGAAGUGGUGGCUUUGUCCCCUCUGGGCUGUGCCUGGGAGGUCCCCAAGAGCUGGGAAGUGGCCGAGAGCAGAGCUUGGCACCCUCAGAGCCGGCAGGAUUCACCGUGGGCAUCGCAACUCUGCUGUCUUCUCGUCCCCAGCUUAUCCCUGUUUGAGAAAUCGGAGGUUUGGGGUUGGGCUGGGGGUGAGAAAUGAGGUUUCCCUGCCACCAAGGAGAGCUCCUGUUCCCCUGGGCAGGCUGGCACCUGCCAGCGGGAGAGGGAUGGGAACCCACCCAAACCCGGCUCCUGGUGGAUUUUCACCCGUGUCUCCUUGGCCUCACCAAGCUCAAGUUCCAUCUCAGUAUUUCAGUUAUAACUCAGGUGUUGUAGGGAGAGAAACAAAGAGCGUUAAGUUAAAUGUCACGCGAGUUGUACAGAUAUUUGUAAAAUCCCAUAAAUAAAAUAUAUUCUGUAAUGA
This is a messenger RNA of Taeniopygia guttata (zebra finch), 4768 nucleotides long. The record is from RefSeq and is a predicted model, not a curated record. NCBI's taxonomy places the organism in Eukaryota, Metazoa, Chordata, Aves, Passeriformes, Estrildidae.